CAUGACCCUGUGAAGCUCGCACCCGCUUCCCGCCGUUUCCCCGCCGACAUGUCGCUGCUGCAGAAGAAGAAGCGGGACAAGCGGGUCCUGUCCGGCUCCUGCCCGGACCCCCAGUGCCGGGCCAGGCUCUUCUUCCCCGCCACCGGCUCCGCUAGCAUCGAGUGCACCGAGUGUGGACAGCGACACGAGCAGAGGAACCUGCUGGCCGUCGAGGAGGUGACGGACCCGGACGUCGUGCUCCACAACCUGCUGAGGAACGCCCUGCUCGGGGUCACCGGGGCCCCGAAGAAGGGCACGGAGCUGGUGAAGGUGAUGGGUCUGUCCAACUACCACUGCAAGCUGCUGUCCCCGGUCCUCACCCGCUACGGCAUGGACAAGCAGACCGGCAAGGCCAAGCUGCUGAGGGACAUGAACCAGGGCGAGAUGUUCGACUGCUCGCUCCUGGGAGACAGGGCGUUCCUCAUCGAGCCGGAGCAUGUGUCCACCAUGGGCUACGGCAAGGACCGGUCCGGGAGCCUCAUCUACCUGCACGACACCCUGGAGGAGGUGAAGAAGGCCAACAGCAACAGGGAGUGUCUCAUUCCCGUCCAUGUGGACGGAGACGGACACUGCCUUGUCCACGCUGUGUCCAGAGCGCUGGUGGGCAGGGAGCUGUUCUGGCAUGCCCUGAGGGAGAACCUCAAGCAGAACUUCAAGAAGAACCUGGACCGCUACAAAGCCCUGUUUCAGGACUUCAUCGACGCUGCCGAGUGGGAGGACAUCAUCAACGAGUGUGACCCCCUGUUCAUCCCGCCUGAAGGUGUGCCGCUGGGACUGAGGAACAUCCACAUAUUCGGGUUGGCCAACGUCCUCCACCGACCCAUAAUCCUGCUGGACUCCUUGAGCGGGAUGAGGAGCUCUGGGGAUUAUUCGGCCACCUUCCUGCCCGGCCUGGUGGCCGAGGAGCAGUGUCGGGGCAAAGACGGGAAGCUCAACAAACCCAUCUGCAUCGCCUGGAGCAGCUCGGGCAGGAACCACUACAUCCCUCUGGUGGGGAUCAAGAACACGGUGCUGCCCAAGCUGCCGGCCCGGCUGCUGCCCAAGGCCUGGGGCGUCCCGCAGGAGCUCAUCAGGAAGUACACCAAGCUGGAGCAGGACGGGAGCUGCGUGAUCGGCGGCGAUCGCAGCUUGCAGGAUAAAUAUCUGAUGAGGCUGGUCAACGCCAUGGAGGAGGUGUUCGUGGAGAAGCACAGCAUCCACCCGUCGCUGGUGGCCGACGUGCACCAGUACGUCUACAGACGGACCGGCGUGAUCGGCAUCCAGCCCGAGGAGGUGACCGAGGCUGCUAAGAAGUCAGUGAUGGAGAACCGGCUGCACCGCUGCCUGAUCUGCGGCGCCCUCUCCGAGCUCCACGUCCCACCGGAUUGGCUGGUUCCCGGUGGGAAGCUCUACAACUUGGCCAAAUCUACACACGGUCAACUGCGACCGGACAAGAACUACAGCUUCCCCCUCAACAACGUGGUCUGCUCCUACGACCCCCAGCGGGACGUCCUCGUCGCAGAUUACAAACUCAGCUCCCUCAACACCUGCAACUGGUGUCAUGGCACGUCGGUGCGCCACAUCCGUGGCAGCGGGUCCGUGGUUUACUUGGACGGGGACAGAACCAACACCCGCUCUCUGGGGGGGAAAUGUGGAUGUGGGUUCAAGCAUUACUGGGAGGCCAAAGAAUACGACAACCUCCCUGAAGCCUUCCCCAUCACGCUGGAGUGGGGGGGUCGGGUGGUGCGAGAGACGGUGUACUGGUUCCAGUAUGAGGGAGACACCGCGUUGAACAGCAACGUGUACGACGUCGCCAUGAAGCUGGUCACCAAGCACUUUCCUGGGGAGUUCGGCAGCGAGACCCUGGUGCAGAAGGUGGUGAGCACCAUCCUGCAUCACACCGCCAAGAAGAACCCGGACGAGUACAACCCGGUGUCCAUCGACGGGGCGCAUGUCCAGCGUCUGACGGACACCAGUGAGGCCGAGCCGGCGGCGGACACCCAGCCGCCCACUAAGAUCAUCCUGACCGGUCCCAAAGCCAAGACGCUCCACAAGGAGGAGCUGACCAUGAGCCGGGCGGAGCGCAGCCUCCAGCAGAGCAUCAGCGAGCAAGCCUUCGUCUCUCAGAGGCGCCUCACUGACAAGAUGAAGCAGGAGCAGAAAGGCCACGGCCGGGCGUCUUCCCCCGGGGGGUCUCCAGAGACAUCCUCCUCCUCGGCUCCAGCCACGCCCACCAAGUCCCCGUCCUCGUCCAGUAAGGAGAAGAAGAUCCGUGUGACCACCAGUGACGGCAGGCAGGCCAUGCUGACCCUGCAGGCGCAGACCACCUUCUCUGAGCUGCAGAAGAGCAUCGCCAGCCAGUUUGGCGUGCCGCCGCCGCAGCAGUGCAUCCGCUACGGCUUCCCGCCCAAAGAGCUGGCCCCCCCGAAGGCCGGCGAGGAGAAGGAGGCCAUGGCGCUGCAGCACGGGGACCGGGUGUCGGUGGAGAUACUGAGGGGUCCCGAGGACAAGAGCCCCUCCGCUGCCAUCCCUCGGGCCUCCAGCUCACACGCCUCCCUGCACUCGGUGAAGAGCGAGGACGCCGUGACCUCCGGCAGGACCAGCACCCGGGACCUGCAGGACAGCAUCGACCUGGAGAUGUCCUCCCUCUGUCUCCUAGCAACCUUGAUGGGUGAAGAUGUCUGGUCCUACGCAAAGAAGCUGCCGCACUUAUUCCAGCAGGGGGGGGUCUUCUACAACAUCGUGAAGAAGGACAUGGGCCUGAUGGACGGGAAGCACUGCACGCUGCCUCACCUCACCGGGAAGACCUUUGUGUACAACGCUGCAGAGGAGCGUCUGGAGCUCUGUGUGGACACCGCCGGUCACUUCCCUGUCGGCCCUGACGUGGAGGAGCUGGUGAAGGAGGCGUUGGUGCAGCUGCGCUCGGAGACGACCACCAGGGGCAGCAGAGAGGGCAGCCCGUCACACGGCGUGCUGCGGCUGGGCAGCGGUGGCGUCAUUCACAAGAAGGAGCAGCUGCAGAACGUCAACGCCUUCCAGGGUAAGGGUCACUCCCUAGGCAGUGCCGGUGGCUCCUCCCCUCCUGAACACCGGCCUAUCACUCGCCAGCACAGCAGCGGCGUGGACCUGAGCGCCAGCGUGUCCAGAUGUCCGCCCGACCUGUCGGACAUCCCCGAGGACGCCACCAGGGAGCUGGUCCGGAUGGCGCCGGGCUUCGUCACCAUGAAGGACAGCCGCGGCCUGGACCCCGGCCUGAUGGAGCAGCAGAGGAGGAAGCUGCAGGAGAUGGUCUCCUCCAUCCAGGCUUCCAUGGAGCGCCACCUGAGAGACCAGCAGGGCGCCGCAGGGGGCGGAGCCAGCCCCGAUCUAACAGGCGGGACUAAGAUGGGCACGGGCCAACCAACAUCUGCAGCCAGCCCUGCAGCUCCGGCUGCAGCAGAGUCUCCAGCUGGCAAAGCAGAUGAGACGCCAGAGGAUCCGGAGGAGAUGGACAGCCAGGAGUCCGGACAGCGCGGCGCCACCGAACCGAUGGAUCACUCCUGA
Limanda limanda (common dab) is the source of this 3561-nucleotide messenger RNA. RefSeq names its product valosin containing protein (p97)/p47 complex interacting protein 1 (gene vcpip1). Gene Ontology annotation, biological process: Golgi reassembly; protein K11-linked deubiquitination; protein K48-linked deubiquitination. The transcript has 3 exons. The record is from RefSeq and is a predicted model, not a curated record. Lineage: Eukaryota; Metazoa; Chordata; Actinopteri; Pleuronectiformes; Pleuronectidae. Gene Ontology annotation, molecular function: cysteine-type deubiquitinase activity. The coding region runs from base 49 to 3561 and encodes 1170 amino acids.